This is a messenger RNA of Spodoptera littoralis (African cotton leafworm), 1535 nucleotides long. NCBI's taxonomy places the organism in Eukaryota, Metazoa, Arthropoda, Insecta, Lepidoptera, Noctuidae. The record is from the annotation of a GenBank genome assembly.
AAUAAUGGUCAUGCAUGUCAACAAUAUACUACGUUUUUAAUAUAAUGUAAUCGAAUUUUCUCUUAUUUCCUUAAUAAAACAUUGUACAACCGUGAAGCAAAUAAUUUUACAUUUAGGUGCAUUGUGCUGAACCGUUUCGCCAAUAAAAUAAAAUAUUAUAGAAAAAUGGCAUUUGUUUACCCAGGAGACCCCGAGCUAGAAUCGAAAUCUAAAAAAGCUGCUGAACGGAUUUCGGAGAAUAUGCAUAUAGUUGCGAAUGAGCCUUCACUGGCACUGUAUAGAUUGCAAGAGCAUGUGAGGAAGGCCUUGCCGCCGAUGGUAGAACGAAGAGUUGAGGUGACGAAGCUGCAGCAUGAGUUACAGGGCAGGUGCUAUGAUGUGGAGUAUGCUUUAAGUGCAGUAAAGUCAAUGGAUGGUGCCGCAACAAGUUUCAAGAACAUACAGGAGAUGUUGAAGCAAUCAAUAUUUUUAAAACAACAAUUAAAAUAUGAAGAAGCUAGGAGAAAUAAAAAGGACUCUAAUUCUGUUUAUAAACGUCUCUCUGCUCAUAUUGUUCUUGACCUACCAGAUUUGUCCGAGUUCUCUAUGGUUCGGGAAACUACGAAUAGAAUUGAGAAUAUGAUGGCCCAAGCUAGAGGAUCUUCUGCUGAGCUGCAUAGGUCUCACACCACUUUGCACUGAAAGAAAUACUUUUUAUUUGCUUAAUUAUUGAUCUCAUAUUUAUGUGAACACUGGUUUUGCCUUGCCAGACCCUUGUGCUUACUUGCCUAUGUGUUCUAAUUAACAAAGAACUUACAAUCUCAUUGUUUUUAGUGUAUUAGUGACUGCCUGUCCUAAUUGCAGUUAUUUAAGAUAUUAAUUUGCUACACUUCCAAACACUACAUAAAAAAUCAAAGCUUUUAAGUAGUUUCUGCUUUCAACAUAUUAUACUGUUGUUGGAACAUUUAUCACCAUUACUAUGUAGAUUGUGCAAAGUAUAUAAAUCCUAGAAAGCACUAACACAGCUAGAAAAAGGAACACUAUUCAGGGUGUCCAGUAAAUAGUGCACCAUACUGUAAGGGGUAAUAGCUGGUUAUAGCGUGAUAUCGGCAAGAAAAUUAUUUUACGAAAACUGACACAAGUCACCUGCAGCUGUAGCCAAAUGCCACUUAACGCUUGUCUACAUGUAGAAUAGAAAACCAAAUUAUAUGGAAUUGACGUAAAUUUUGACACUUGUCAGUGUACCCCAUACGUUUUGAUUUCUACUCUCUCUGUAGACAAGCGCUAAAGUGGUUUUUGGCUAAAGACCCAGGUCAAUUUGUUAAGUUGGUAGUUAUUGUUUUCCGAACUUGGUAUGAUGCUAUAAAAAAAGUAGGCUAGGGUUAUGCUAGAAAGUAUUAUGUAGGUUUUAGUACAACAAAAUAUUAUUAAAAAUAGUUAUGUAACUUUUCGAAGGUGCUCGACUAGUUUCGAGCAGCGACAGGGGCUCAUAAUUAUGGAUACAACUGGCCAAAUAAGUUGUCGUGAAUGGCUAUGUGUACCACUGGCAUGAACAA